AUGAAUACUACGGAGAAACUGGAAGAGGGGUACUCUACCCAAAGACCACCCAUGUUUAGUGGAAAGUACUACUCCUACUGGAGGAAUAGGAUGGAAAUUUUCAUCAAGGCUGAAAACUACCAAGUUUGGAGAGUCAUUGAAGUAGGAGACUUCCAAGUCACCAAAUUGACCACCUCUGGAGAAACUGUUCCUAAACCUAUAACAGAAUUUGACAAAGCAGACUACGAGAAACUUGAGCUUAAUGCCAUGGCUGUAAAGAUCCUUCACUGUGGGCUUGGUCCAAACGAGCAUAAUCGAGUAAUGGGUUGCAAAAAUGCAAAACAAAUUUGGGAUCUGCUCCAAGUUACCCAUGAAGGAACAAACGAAGUCAAAAGAUCAAAAAUUGAUCUCCUGAUGCACCAAUAUGAAUUGUUCUCAAUGAAGACUUCUGAAUCAAUUCAGGACAUGAUAACUCGAUUCACAAAUAUCAUCAAUGAACUGAAUUCUCUAGGAAAAAUCAUAACUCCUGAGGAACAAGUAAGAAAGGUACUAAGAAGUCUUCCUCAAGAUCCUUGGAUGGCCAAGGUUACUGCCCUACAGGAAACUAAGGACUUUACAAAGUUCAACCUGGAACAACUGGCUGGAUCUCUCUUAACCCAUGAGCUACAACUGAAUGCUAGAACCUCUGAGAACCCAAGGAACAAAGCACUGGCUCUAAAAACUGAAAAUGAUGAAAACUCAGAGGAAGAUGAGGAAACUGCUUUAUUUGCCAGAAGGUUCAAAAGGAUGUUUAGGAACUACAAAGAGGGAGAUCAUCGAGGCAAACCAAAUAGAAAAUUCUCCAAAACUGAUAGUGGAUGUCACAAGUGUGGGAACUUGGAACACCGUAUUAGGGAAUGCCCACUAUGGGAACAGGAAAAAGGAAAAGGAAAAGAAACUCCCAAAGAAAGAUUCCGAGACAACAGAAACUCCUUUUCAAAGACUGACGUGAGGAAAGCUAUGAUUGCUGCAUGGGGUGACUCCUCCUCAGAUGAAGAACAGGAACAACCAAAUGAGGAAAUUGCUCACCUGUGUCUUGUAGCUGAUCAUGAAGAAGAUGGUUCAGAUUCUGAGUCAGACAAAUUCCAGGCAAGUCUUUUUCAAAUUAAAAGCAAACUUGAUUCUAUGUCUAAAUUAGAACUAUUUGACUUACUUUCUUGUCUCACUUGCGAUUAUGAGGAUCUCUUAAAAGAAAAACUAGAUUCUGAAAAAGAACAUAAGUCUACCAUUAAGAAACUCACUGGAGAAUUAGAAUGGACAAAAAUCACCAACAUAGAUAUUGACAACCGUUUCUUCAGCCUGUUUGAUCAGAAUCUUCAAAUAAAAGAAACCUAUGAGGCUUUGCGAAACGAGAAUUCCUGGCUAAAACAAGAACUGAUUGAUCUAGAAAUUUCUAAGACUAAAACUCUCUAUAAAAAGGAGCUAGAAAAAACUCAACUAGAUCUAGUCAAGGUCCACCAAGAAAAAACCUACCUAGAGGGAGAAUUAGCUAAAAAGACCAGACACAGAAUAGAAGGAACACCAAAAUGGAUAGAGGAAGCCAGAACCAAACGCACCGAAGGUUUGGGUUUCAACCACAAAAAACAUCACCAUAGAAAAACCAGAGUAGAUCUUUACAGUGAUAUUGUUUGCACCUUUUGUGGUCUAAUUGGUCAUUAUAGAGUCUCAUGUCCUAAAAACCAAAGGGGCUUGGAAAAGAAUAUAAAUCUCGUCAAGACUAAAUGGGUAAAGAAAAGCGAUUUGAUUCCAAGCAAGGAACCCAAGCUAUGUUGGGUUCCUAAAAACUCUAACUAA
Spinacia oleracea (spinach) is the source of this 1812-nucleotide messenger RNA. RefSeq lists its product as uncharacterized. The coding region runs from base 1 to 1812 and encodes 603 amino acids. The transcript has a single exon. NCBI's taxonomy places the organism in Eukaryota, Viridiplantae, Streptophyta, Magnoliopsida, Caryophyllales, Amaranthaceae. The record is from RefSeq and is a predicted model, not a curated record. Gene Ontology annotation, molecular function: zinc ion binding; nucleic acid binding.